Ceratosolen solmsi marchali is the source of this 2504-nucleotide messenger RNA. RefSeq lists its product as uncharacterized. NCBI's taxonomy places the organism in Eukaryota, Metazoa, Arthropoda, Insecta, Hymenoptera, Agaonidae. Gene Ontology annotation, cellular component: nucleus. The record is from RefSeq and is a predicted model, not a curated record. The transcript is spliced from 8 exons. Bases 63 to 2189 code for a protein of 708 amino acids.
UAAAUAUAGUAUAUUUUAAAUUAUGAUAUCAAUCUUUUUUAUCAAAUACAGUAAUAUUCAUAAUGACCGAAGACCGCUUUCAGUCUCUCCUUGCCGAUUUAGGAAAAGCUACGUUAAGAGGGGUUCGAAAAUGUCCCAAAUGUGGUACUUAUAAUGGUUCUCGAGGAGCUUGUUGUAAAAAUAAAUAUUGCGAUGCUAUUUUUAAAGAGCCUAGUGAAAGACGUAAAUUAUCCGCAGAGGCUUGUAAGCUCAUUACUGGAUCAUCUACUCAAGUAUUUUCCGUAAGAAUUCGUGAUAAAGGUCCUGAUUAUCGAGGAUUUGUUCAGCUACCGAUAGUAAAUUUGAUUUCAUCGUCCGACGUGAUAGCUUCGAUAGCCCAAAAUUCUGCUCUUUGUUUUGUUGAUAAUUGUGAAAAAAGUUUUAAUAACACUGUACUACAAUGUCACGAAAAAGAAGCAUCUGAAAUCUUGACAUCAAAUUGUCAACACAUUCAAGCAGCAUUACGUUGUUAUGCAGAAGCUCAACCAUUAACACUACGAAAUUCUAUUUUAUCUUCGUUAAAUGUAAAUAAUGAAACCAAACAAGAAAUUUGGCUACUUGCCACUGAAACUUCAGGACCGUUAGUACAAAGAGUGUCGAAGAAUAUAAUGGCUGUAAAGUGUAAGGCUUCUUCGAAACAUCCACUUGGUUAUUUACAUUUUUCUUUUUUUUCAACAAAAUUCAAAGAUAAAAUUGAGCAUAAAUUUUUCUGUAGCUGUAAUUCGUUUAAGAUAUCUUGUAAAGCAAAUGAAAAUAAAACUGAUUCUGCUACAACCAGAAGAUGUGUCCACUUUUAUGCAUGCAUAUGUGCAUUUGCUAGUGAACCUAAACUAUCGGAAGAAUUUCAAUAUUAUAUAAAUUUAGAUAAAACAGAUACUGUUAUACAGGAAUUGCUUGAUUUUCAAUUUAAUACUAAUGAAACCGAUAAAUUUGUUGAAAUGGAUCUUGAUAGUUUAUCUGACGAUACACAUCUUUUAAUAUUUCGAGAUGACCCAUUAGCAGUUGAAAAUCUACAAAACGAUAAAUUAGAUAUUGAUAAUGUAGAUUUGGAUCCAUUGUUAUUAGAAGGAAAUAUUAUAGACAAUAUGAAAACUGAAAGUCAUAAUUUGCUAGAUGGCACCAAUAGAAUAUCAGAGAUACAGAAUUUAGAAGUGAUUGAUCAAAAUGCUGUGUUUGAUGGAAGUACGGUAAAAAUAAUUCCUGAUCCUAUUGUGAUAGAUACUAAAUACAGUAAUAGCAUUGAUAAUCACAUCUUUCUAGAUGAAAGUAUAAAAACCAUAAACGGUACUGCAAUAAAAAUUCUCGAUCACAAUUUAAUAUUUGACGCGAAUAGUAUUAAGCUAAUUGACUCAAAUUCAGUAUCUAUGGAUAAAAAUAAUUCAACUCUCAAAAUACCCGUGGGACGUAAAAUAAAUUCAGUCAAGAGGAAACGCGAAGAAAAUAAAAAUCUUUCUCCUAUUAUAAAUUUAAACUCUAUUGAAAGUAGAAAAUCUAAAACAAAAACCAAUAGUAUGAAGAAGUAUCCUAACACAUGUGAGAACGUUGAUGAAUCUAAUACAAGUCUCUCCUUCAUAAGAUGGUUGUCAUCGAUUACGGAACGGAUCAACCAAACGAUGCAUUUUCAGUUCGAUGGUAAACCAGAACCAUUAGUGUUUCAUGUUCCUCAAGCAUUUUUCGAGUGCCUACGUGAGCGAAUAUCAUGCGGAACAAAGAAGAAACGGUUACCAAACUCGACAAUAGCAUUUGUCAGACGUGAUGACGUGCCACUUGGUACUUUUACAAAGUACACCUGGCUGAUUACCAACAUUCUCCAUGUAAAAAGUAUAUUCGAGACACCACUAGUACCAUUGGAAAUUACCAGAAGUUUCGUGCAAAAUGCCGACGGCAAUUACGAAUUGUACAAAAGAGAAGAGACCGAAAUUGACAGAUACAAAAAAACAAGUAAUAAUCCACUCAUAAAGCCAUUGGAGUUAAAAACAUAUUUGAAAGUCGGAAAUACAUCGCCUAAUCAAGUUCAACCGACUCCAUUUUUAAUUGAAUGGAUACCAGACAUUUUACCGAUAUCAAAAAUUGGAGAGCUGAGAAUAAGAUUUGAAUUUGGUCAUGUAAAAAAUGAAUCUCCACAGCGAAAAUUAUCUAAAAAUUAUUAGCUUUCUCUAAUAUACUAUUCAUUUAAAUAUUUUUUUUUUAUCCGGCUAUUAUUUUGCUAGAACCAGAAAUACGACUUAUUAUUUUACUCUACAUUAAAGUAUAUUGAAAAUAAUUACAUCGUUAAAUUCACGAAAAAAAAUUUUAUCUUGAACUUGAUCUAUAUUGAUGAUAUUCUAGAAGUCGUUUACUUAAUUUCUCACCACAAACUUAAUUAUAAUAUAAUUCUCUUUUAUUAUUUAUUCUAACUAUAUGACGUGUCUACUUUUUCUGUAGAAUUUCAUUAUUCUUAACUUAAUCAUUAUAUACCUUUUCCA